AUGCAGAGAAUUCGAAGAUUCCUAAAUAGGACAAGUGAGUUUAAAAAGAUUCUUGGUAUUAAAUGGAAUCCUGACAGGGAUAUUAUUCAAAUAACCUUAAAACCUCAGAAUGAUCAAGAACCAACAAAAAGAACGAUAUUGCAGUUCUUAGCUUCUCAAUAUGAUUCCUAUUACCAAGUACAAUAUCGAUCAAACUAUUUCUUCAAAAUCGGAAAAAAGGAAGGGGACCAAUCAAUAAGUAUGAAAGAUCAGAAAAUAUGGAAAGAUAUUAUAUGCGGAUGGCCAAUAUAUGUGUUGCAAUCGAUCCAUCACAAUUUACGAGAAUUCAUGUUUUCUCAGACGCUUUCUCAGUCGCUAUUUCAGUAUACUUUAAAAAAUUUCCUUUUGAAUAAAAAUAAACUAAUUUUAAUAUAA
Molecule: messenger RNA, 414 nt
Organism: Dracunculus medinensis (Guinea worm)
Lineage: Eukaryota; Metazoa; Nematoda; Chromadorea; Rhabditida; Dracunculidae
Source: the annotation of a GenBank genome assembly